Messenger RNA from Pelobates cultripes (western spadefoot toad), 26898 nucleotides. The record is from the annotation of a GenBank genome assembly. Lineage: Eukaryota; Metazoa; Chordata; Amphibia; Anura; Pelobatidae.
AUGCACAGUCUCCUCUUUAUCCACUACCAGCUGGGGGUAGGGGGCGGGCUAGGACCCAGGGAAUCCCCAGCUGUGAAUCACUCCUCCAAAUUAUUGGAUACUGUGAAAAUGAUUUGGGUUUUUGUAGAUGUCUGGUGGGAACUUUGGGUUUGUGGUUGCAGGAAGCAGGAGAAGUGUACAGGACAUUUCGACAGCUGGUAAGCUCUUCUGAAUUCCCCAGGAAAGCAACCCAAAGUCUUGUUUUCUUAGCACCCAGCACUGGAGAACUGGGACAGACAUAUUUUCAGCUGGCAGAGUAUUGUGUAAGAUGAAUGACUGCAAAGGUAGGGCUCACCUACCCCUGCUCAAAAAGAUUGAGUAAUUAAGUAAGUAAGAUAAUCCAGUUUAAUUAUCCUCCUCAUUCAAUUGGUUAUGAAGAGGGAGGGAAACAAGAGAACCUCUUUCAGGGUUAUUCACUUAACCCCACUUUUUUGCAAUUAAAUCUAAAUGGAGAAUUUUUCCAGAACAACUUUUAUCUUUUUUCUUUAGUUUUUCUAUUUGCAUUUAACUCACAAAAAAAAGUGAAGUUCUGUGUAUAACUCUGUUCAACUUUAUGAACUUUUACAUUUUCAGUUACUUAAUUAUUUUAUUCCUCAGUGUCUUCCAUCUCCCAAAAGGUUUCUCUCACCCUCGACAUGUUCAUGGUAUCAACCCAUUUGAUGUUUCAUCAUUACAUUUGAUCUACUAGCUCACACCAAGCGAUACAUAGAAACAUCUCCUGAUUUGAUAACACACGUAAUGUUUUUCAACCAACAUUUAAGUUUCUAGUUAGGUGACCUAUAACCCACCAGCUGUUGUACAGUUUCUAGUCCCAGGCUGAUCAUUCAAUUUAGAGGCUAUUUUAGUGGCCUAGGGUUUGGUUUAAGCAUCACAGAAAAAUUAGACGAUUGUUCUACUGGAUUUUGUGAGUUUGGUAAUCCCCUACACCCUCCAUGUUUGGAGGCCUUCAGGAGAAAUGAAAAUUGGGUGGGCAUGAAUUGGCCUUAUUUUGGGAAAAGGCCAAGCUCCAAAUACAACAGCUAAUUUUGGGCAAAGGGCACCCGUAAAUAUGAGGGACACACAAAUAGACCUAUAUGCAAAUAGACUCUUAUAUGACACAAUAUGUAAAUCUAUAUUUUCUUUACAGAAUUUUACUUUCAGACAUGAUGGUUUCUGGUUCCCUGGUUAGUGUCAAGAGGUAGGACUGCAGGGCCAUCCCGAGAUUAACAAGUUUAGUUAAAGGACCACUCUAGGCACCCAGACCACUUCAGCUUAAUGAAGUGGUCUGGGUGCCAGGUCCCUCUAGGAUUAACCCUUUUUUUAAUAAACAUAGCAGUUUCAGAGAAACUGCUAUGUUUAUAAUAGGGUUAAUCCAGCCUCUAAAGCCUCUAGUGGCUGUCUCAUUGAAAAUCACAGUGAGAAGACGCAAGCGUCCAUAGGAAAGCAUUAUGAAUGCUUUCCUAUGAGACAGGCUAAAUGCGCGCGCAGCUCCUGCCGCGCAUGCGCAUUCAGCCGAAGAGGAGGAGGAGAGCUCCCCGCCCAGCGCUGGAAAAAAGGUAAGAUUCAACCCUUUCCUCGCCAUUCAGCCCGGCGGGAGUGUUAUUACGAGUUGAUUAUGGCUGCCCAGUGUGCCAUCUCAAUGGAAAUGUCUGCUUUUUCUAGCUAAGCUUUAUUACUGAAAAUUCUGUCUUGAGUCAUCGAUCUAGAAUUUCCCAGCUUUUGCCUGGCUGGAUUUUAGUGAAGGACUUCUCUAAAUGGUUGUUAUGGAGCUUCCUAAUUAUCUGCAUAAACAAAUGCCUUAGACAGGGAUUUUUCUAAUGGCUAUAAAAUCACAAAAUGGACAUACAUAUAUUUUCCAUAACUUUCUAUCUCAGACGUCGUAUAUCCAAUAAACGUGGCAAAGUUUCCGCCUAAUACGCGUUCGUUUUUGAGUAAAUAUUCUAUAAUGGCCAGUGUUGGGCUUAGAGUUCUAUAAACUUCAAACGACUAUCGUGGUUUUUCAGUUUCUUUGAUCAAAAUCUAAUGGGUUAGAAUGCUGGCAUCUCUUUUAUCGAAUAAAAGCCCUUGAUAGUAAAGCAUACUUCUGAUGUACAAGGUUUAGACCUUAUAAGUAUCUGAGCCGCUCUGCAAUUUGUAAGAGUAAUUAAUAUAGGUGCACACCCUUAGGUUAUUAGGACCAUUAAUGAUGACAAUAAAUAUGGAAUAUCUACCUUGCGUGCUGUAGACAGAGGGACAUUGAUUUUGCAAUGCAGAAAAUACAUCAUAAAUGUACAAUAAAUAUGUGAAAAAUGGCAUAGAAUAUACAAAAAUUAUUUACUGCUGAGAGUGGGUGAAAGCAUAUCCACUAAUUAUAGCUGUAUAGACAGAAAACUGUUUGUUUGUUUUUUACCUUCAUUUGGAUCAACCGCAAAAAAACAAAUGUGAGGAAGGCUGAACUUGAUGGACCCAAGUCUCUUCAGCUAUGUAACUAGUUAACAGAAGCUCUGCACAACCCCAGGUGUAGUUAUAUGCCAAGCAUACAUCAAAUAGUUUUCCAUGUAAUAUUACACCUGGAAUAUUAAUUAAAUAAGCAAUUAGUGGCCACAUAGCUACCCUUUAGUCUGGACAGUUCCAAUGGUUAAAGGUUACUAAAUAUUUUGACUUGAUGCCUUAAAAAUGGGGAUACUUGUUCCUCCUCACCACCAACUCUCAUCUUAAAUACUAGACCCCAAAGAAUAUAGUCCAAUAUCUAUUUAUGAAACUUGACCAUUAGAGUUGAUGAAUGCAGAAGUACCAUUCACACUAAAUUCAAAUCUUCUUUUGUGGCAAGACAACUCAACAAGCUAAAUUAUUCUAUUUCGGAACUAGCUUUACUGUGAUUCGAGCACUUGUAUAAACCUGGCAGGUAGGUGGUGGAAUACAACUGCUUAGAGGGAUUGGAUUGUUCUGGAUUCAUGAACUUUGCAUCCUGAAGGUCUGGAUGAUGACAAAGAUUUUUGUAUCUAAUUGGAAUGUGGCAUAUUUGGCUUUCCAGUUUCUUGGAGCGUGAUUUUCUGCUGUCUAGUCUUCUGAUUUUAUUUGUCUUUAUUAGUGAUAUCCCAAACUGUUCGCCGAACGGUUCGCCACGAACGGUUCGUGCGGACUCCCGUCAGCUGACACAUUCCAGCCAAUCAGCAGCAGACCCUCCCUUCCAGACUCUCCCACCUCCUGGACAGCUCACUAAGAAUGCAGCUGGAAUGUGUCAGCUGACUGGAGUCCGUGGCGAACCUUUCGGCGAACAGUUCGGGACAUCACUAGUCUUUAUUUAUGUUUUUGUUUUUUCUUGCAGAUGUACUUUUUAGGUGUUAUGGUUGAUGUUGUCUAUAGUGGCUUCCAGAAGCAUGAUACUCUGGUUUUAAUUUCGAUAGAUUCAGGGCCAUUUGAAAGUAUGAACUGAACUGCAAAAAGCCUGUCUAGCAUUCUUACUUUUAUUUUUUUGAUGCUUUGCUGGAAUUUUUCAAUCUUACUGUCUUAGAAAAUCAUGAGUGAACCUAAAAUUCGACCCCUCCGGUCAGCCCCUAAACCACUUAUGCUAAAACAAAAGGCUCACUUAUUGGCAAAUACUGGCUAAUCAGAGGUGUGAAGACAUGUGGCUCUCCAGAUGUUACAGAAUCUCAACUCCUCCUGUGAUCCCACAUUGUAGUUUUGUCAAAGCCGGAAAACCAUAAAUUGCCUGCCUAUAUAUUAGAAUCUGCUGUUUAUCCCACUAUGCGUGAAAUGGCCGACUAGUUAUAUGUUAGCUGCUUGUGGUAUCAUUGUGUUGUACUCAAUCCUGAUUCAAGCUCCAUUUUAAUUCUGUCUCUCCUUCCAGUUCGCUGCAACGUACAGAUUACCUGCCCUCUUCUGCACACAGCCAGGAACCUGUCUUGAGACGAGCCUCGGGAUGUCAGGUAAAUGUAAAGGCUUUAUAAUUGCAUGCCCCUUUUGUUUGAUACAACUGUUAGGAGUUGUGAAAACGUCUUAAUCUUUGUUACAGGCAUCCUUUAAACUAGUAAACAAUGCUAAGAGGAGGGAGAUGGCUGAUUAUCACAUUGCAUUUGGGAAGCAGUAGAAAGGGCAUAUGUAGUGUGUAUGUUAAUUUCUCCAUUGAUAGGUCUAAAUAAAGGUUCAAAAUGUACAUUUUAGAAAACAUUGAUCAGGUGCCAUAACGGGCAAAAUAGGCUGGCUCUGCUGUUGCCAAAACUUGUACCUUUUAGGAAGGCUUCCCUGCUGCAUUUAUUUUUAUUAUUUAUAUAUGUAUUCCGAACACUACAGCCCAGAUGUAGCUAUUUAGUUUAUGUCCCCCUAGGUAUUUAUAUAAAAAAAAGAAAUGAAAAUAAAAUUAUCUACUCACCUUUUUUUUUCAUCGCCGAGUCUUCCUUGGUGCUGCCGCCACCUCCUCCCCAGGUGAUGUCUUGCUGGAAGCAUGCCUGCAGGUUACCUGUCAAAUGCAGUGCGCCUGGCGACCUUAGGUGCUCACCACAUUGCUCCUAAGAUUCUGCAUAGAGAAUAAUUAAAUACAAUGAUUCUCUAUGGCAGAUUGUGACAGCACUGUGCAUGUGCUAUGGUAUGAGAGCAUGGAAGUAAGAUUACCGACUCUCAUAUCCAGAAGCUUGAAAGCGUGGCUUGAGGCUACACUUACAAGCCUUCUAAUUAGUGAGAUAAGGGUUUUUUGGGGGGGCAAUAGUGGGGGAGACAGGACUACAGGCACUUUAACAAGCAUUACCCAUACUGGACGGCACACGUCCUUCUAUGGCUUCCAAUUCUGGGAGCUGUGUCCGUGUGUGUGCGCUUCGUAAGAGGUGCUUUUUUUGUUUUAUUUCGUUUUUUUAGACAUGACAAAUCACAGCUAAAAUACAGAUUCUUAAUCUGAAAGACUUUAUUAUUCUAUAUGUAAAAACAAGCCUUGAUUUGUCUUGCUGGAGAGUUCCUGUGCAUGAUGCAUCGCAUAAUUUCAUUGUAGAGUGUACAUGUCAUGACGGAAAUAGGUUUACAUUAAAUGAAAGUAUAGAACAUUUUAUUUCUUAUAAUAAAUCCGCUGACCAAUGUUUCCCCUGUGCUGUAGUUGCUAUAAUUAUUCCUCUGGAUACAGGGUUUUGUCCUUUGCUAGUGCGCAAGUGUGCUGACAUUUAAAAGAGUGUGUCAUAGAAGUGUUCCCAAGCCUGACCAAUCAGAUAGGAGGGCGUUAAACAGACUCAAAGGUGCUACUUGAAUGUCAACAUAAUCAUUAUUACUAGUAUUUAUAAAAGCGCCAACAAGUUCUGUAGCGCUGUAAUACUCACGACCACGCAUACUGGUGAUGGUGUUGGCUCUAGAGGAGACGAAGAUAUUUAAUAUCCUUUUAAACAAUUUAAAUAUGUAAUGUAUCACUGUGAUAAAUAAUUUAUUAAUUAGAUAAAUGCUAGAUUUAGUAAACAACUUUGAUAUUGUUUUCUGAUAUUACUAUUUACCAAGAAUUGUAUUUAAAAGAAAUCUGUGGACUCGUCACCCUUUUUCCACCUACAUUGCUGCUAGUUAUUCGGCCCUUGGUCGAAAGCAUGCACUUGUCAGACCAAAGAUAACAUUGGUUUGCCAGCCCCACAUUCAUUUUCUGAUUACGUCAGUGCGUUAUCAGACAAAGCAGUGAUCUUUGGUUUGGUAAAAGCUUGUGAGUGUCAUGUAAAUGGCAGUGUGAAGGUGGACAAGGACUGAUAACCUGGCAUUGUUCUUUUAAUGAAAAACUCUACUACUUUUUUAAAAUUUCUUUAUUUCUUUAUAUUGACUGAUUAAAAACAAACAACUUUAUUAAGCCGUGCAUUUCACAUCUUACCUGCCCUAACUGUAUCUUUAAAAAAAAAAACCCUGCUUAAUAUAACACACCAUUAGCACAGCUUGUAUUCUACUUAAUUAAUUUAACCUAAAGUAACACUCUCACCGCUUUGCCUAAUUCGCAAAGUCCCCCCGACAGCGACAUUGGCGCUGAGGUCAGUGUCCAAGGGGCAGGUAAAGGUAGGAUUUACUGACCUGAAUCAGUCCCUUGAGGGCUCAGCCAUCUUGAUCCGUCUGGUUCUCUUUGGAGCAGACGUCACCGCAUGAGCUAGAGUACAGCACUGAGGUGUAUGGAGGAUCUUGUAAGCCAAUUCCCUGCAGCAGUCUCUGGUGAUGGCUUUUGGGAUUGACAUUUAGACUCUACCUGGAGUCUAAAAAAGUCAGGCGGAGGAGAAAUAGAGGGACAAAGUAGUGCCUACUCACUCUGUAGAUCGCUUGACUGGCUUGGAAUUUCAGUAAAAUUCCAACAGCCAAAAUUAGUAUUUAAUAAAGAUUGUAUAUAUAUGAAAUAAUCUUUUGGGCGGGGGGAGGGGAGUGCCCCGACAGUGCCACUUUAAGUCACAAUGCAACACAUAGAGAUCUGUGCACUAAAAGCAUAAACAGUCAUAGGCUUCCCAAUUUCUAUUUUUAGAACUCUUUCAGUCUGUUAUUAUGAAUCGGUGUGCUGUGAUGGUGUUUGGGAAAUAGAAGACCGCUUGUGGAAUAGCACAGCUUAGUUAAUAUUGCCCUUGUCCUUUGUUGUCCUUUGUUCACAUUUUUGCUGAUAGUGUGCCAUAAAGGGUGCCCAGCCUUAUUGUUAUUCGUUAGCAGACAUAUGACCAAGAGAAAUAUCUGGUCUGGCCAUCACUGUCUCUUUUCUCCUUUGUAAUCAAAGUGCCCAAGCAAGUCCAGACUGGAAGGUGUUAAACACAGCUUGAGACAGGGAGCUUUGGGAGUGGUGCCAGGGCUCAGCGUUACCAGGGAGCUGUUUCCCCUGGCAGUCUGAUACACCAGCCGGUGGCAUGUGUGUGUGUGUAUGGUGGGGGGAGAGCAGGAACGAGAGAGACAGAAUGUGGAAGACCUAUGAACGAGCGCCAGUGAGCAUGGUACAGGGUGGUACUUGGGAAUCCUAUGCAAAAUGUAUACAAUGCAGAUAUAAAACCAUCUGUUUUAACAACAUGCUGAAGUCCUUAUACAGUUCUGCUGUUAGGCAAAAUUGUAAACAACUGGUGCAAUAUGAAAUCACAUUUGUUUUGUUGUACAGAAGAGAUCAAAAUAUCAUAAUAUUAACUGUUUAAUAUUCAGAUUGCCAUUAUCGUAAGGUACAAGUAUAUAUGUUGGCAUUGGUUUGUGUUGUACACAGUAUCUAGCCAGGAAAUAAAAUCACAUGACUCAUGAAUGCAUGGCCGAUAAAACUCUGUAUAUUAAGAUCCUUUUGAUUAAGCCAUAAUUUAUAAUUAUUAUAUGUGUGUGUACAAAAAUGUGUAGGUUAUGGUGGAGCGCUUAGUGAAUUGUUGUAAUGUGAUACAAAUUUAUAUGAAUGUAUUAGUAUCAAAUAAAGUGCUCCACAUUUUGAAUGUUUAAAGUUAUUUUAAGGAUAAGUUGAGGGUGUACCACAUUUUUAUACAUGUUAGAGCACAUCAUUUUUAGUUUCAUAUAUAAGAAAACAUAUAAAUUCUGGGAAAAGUCCAAAAGUGUAUGGUUUUUUUUUUUUUAAUUCUGCGCAAGAUGUGUUGCUUUAACUCACUCUCCUGUGGUUUAGAAAGGCCUACUCAAGGGCGUGCAAAUGAUCUAUAAAUAUAAUAAAACAACAUUUUCUUUCAAGCCUUAAUGGAGGUCUCAGUAGAUUCUUUGAAAACGCCAACACAUUAGAACGUCAGGUGCUAAACAUCUGCUUUAAAAUAAGAGAGGAGAUGCACUGAAUCCCCUAUUUACUGCAGGGUAUGGGCCUAACGCAGAAUUUUUUGUUUUGUUUGUUUUUUAAAUGAUUUAAUUAGAAUUAUUUUUUGUUCAUUUAUUUGGAGUGGCGGUUCUUUCAGGCUGGACAUUUAGAGGUCACGACUUGCGCAUCGACUAGUAACUAAGUCUAGCACUGGCUGGAAUUUGGUAGUCGCUACAGUUAUUUGACGCCUAACUAGUUACUUUCUGUGUCAAUCAGACCCACCAUCGUAUUUGCUGAGUCGAUCAUCUCUUUAAGCAUUUGUCAGGCAUUUAUAAUUUUUUCUUCCUUUAUGAUAUAUAUAUAUUUUUUAUUAUAGUGAAGUGACACAAACUCCCGGACAGAUUAAUUCUAAAAUUCGUUAAAGUAAAUGUUUUUAUACAACAAGCCACUAGUAACAAACCGUUGGAACGUCCCGCCAGCUCGUUUGCAGGGUGAACCACAAAUAUUUGUAUAUUUUUGAGUCGAACAAAGGCUUGGCCCUAGAACAUUUGGUUUGUCGAGUAUUAAUGCUUCGGUAUUGAGGAUGAGGUGUGGCUGGAAAAUGAAAACAGGUCAUGGGGAGAUAGCUAUGUCUGUCCGAGUGAAAAUAAAAUUGUAGGGAAGGAAAGGAAAAUAUGCAAUCAUGGAAGCCUCUAUGGCGUGGAAAAGAGCCAACAGUGUGUGACAAGGUAUGAGAUAACAAUGAAACCUGAUUAACUCCAGAUUUCAGGGAGUCAUGCAAUGGUAGGAGUCCUUCUAAAAGACUCUAUGCAGAUAUGCAUCUUCUGUUCACAGAAUUGGCACCUUAGACAUAAAAAGUAUCCACAUGCAAAUAAGUGUUUUAUUCUAGUAAAUUCCACUGGGUACACUGGACAAGCCAUGUCUCUGUGGCACCACGCUAGCUGAAAAUCAUUGCGGGCGCCAGCCUGGUAUCCUGGCAUGAGACGCAGUGCUGCGUGUUAUGAAUUAAUGAGAAGGGGGGGAGGGAAACAGAAGAGACAGACAGUAAUGGAGGGGUGAAUAAAAUGUAAGUAGAGAAAGUAUGGGGGGAGCGACAGAGUGCAAAAAAUAGACAUUUAAGAGACAAACCUUGCAGUCUUAAGACCAACCGAGAACGUAUGAACGUUCUAUAUACCUGCAGCAAAAGGAAAAUGUGCAGAAAAAAAAAAAAAUGAAGAACAGGCUGGAUAUUAUUACCAAAAAAAAAGACCUUCUGAAAGAAGGCUCAAGACAGGGGGAGAGAGAGUGUGUGUGUGUGUAGUGUGAGACACAAAGGUGUGAGAAAUUGUAGAAAAAGAGGUGUGAGGAACAGAAGAGACUAGACAGACAGGCGAGGGAGGGUGAGGAAGUGUAAGAGCGAAAGAAGGAAGCAGACACAAAGGAAGAGAGAUAUCUGGGCAUGUGCCCAAUAUAUUGAGUGGCUUAGUAUAAAUCAGCUCCCAUAGCAACAAGGACCUGCGUUAAGGGCAGGAUUCCCGUCUGUGCCACCCUUUAUCGUCUAUAAUCUAUAUCGUUUUUGUAGCCCUAUUUUUAAUUCUUUAUAGCUAGUGUCUCGGAAAAAGGCAUUAUGGAUACAACUUUUUUUUCUUUCCAUUCACCAAUGCAUAUGUAUAAUUAAAAUACAUGAAUAGCAUGUUUUAAAAUCAUUCUUAUUUGUUUUUAAAAAUAGAAAAUGCAAGCUUUUUGGUUUUGUUUAUUGAAUAGUUUUUUAAUCAAAACCGUACUGGACAAGAAUCCUAAAAUGCUGGUAUUUAGGAAGAUAUGUGUGAUAUACAUGCUUGCCAACACACCGAUUGCGUGCUCAUAAUUCUAUUGCAUACUGUGCACUUUAGUGAUGUGUUGUAUGCUGUAAGCACGCUCACCGUAACACAUCCACAGGACAGAAAUGUAAGUGAUGAUGAAACACUACUUUAAUGUGAAUCUAGUUCAUUUCUGUAUGAACUGAAUAUUUAAAAACAAAGUUUGUCAAUUUAGGAAUAAAACAGAUCAAUCCAGGAUCAAACAAAAGGAAGAAUGGAUGAAUACAAAGAUGUCAAGGUGGCUCAAGAAUAAAAUGAAAUGUUUAUUACAAAACGUUAAAACAAUCUUUACAAAUAAAAUAUAGCAAAUCUGUAAAAUCUAAAAUGCAGCUCAACACAUUGCUGGCUGGAAAUAUUUUUAAUACUAAAGAUAUACUUAGAUAUACUAAAGAUAUAUCGAGAUAUACUUAGGGCCAAUCUGUUUAGUCAAGGAAUAGGUGUAGUAUAGGGUUCUGUAACCCCUGCCCCGGUCCCUGAUACAAACACAGGAAGAGGUCAGGUAUAUUAGUUAUGGUGUGAAGGAGGGUCUUAUUCCUUGCUUUACCCAAUUACCAGACUUGGGGCACAAUUUGACAGUGUUGAUGGCAUACAAUUAUCCCUUAAUGUUGGAAACAAUAUGCACUCUGAAAGAAUUCACAGUUUAAGUUGGUGUUAUUGAUAGCAAAUGUAUUUUAAUGUAAGUAAUUCCGUUAUAAACAGGGCUGCAAAAAAAAUUUUUAAAUUCAAGGGGGAGGAUAAUUCAAAAAGUUACAUUGCCUUAAAGGACCACUAUAGUGCCAGGAAAACAUACUCGUUUUCCUGGCACUAUAGUGCCCUGAGGGUGCCCCCACCCUCAGGGUCCCCCUCCCGCCGGGCUCUAGGGGGAGGAAGGGGUUAAACGUACCUCUGUCUGCAGCGCCGGGCGGGGGACUCUCUGCCUCCUCUCCUCCUCCUCCUCGCGCCCGCAAGCCAGUCCAAUUCUCUUGCUAUGUUUAUAGAAAAAAAGGGUUACACCUAGCUGGACCAGGCACCCAGACCACUUCAUUAAGCUGAAGUGGUCUGGGUGCCUAUAGUGGUCCUUUAAAGAAAGGCAAGAUAUUUUUAAACACAUGGGGAGAUUUAUCAAGGUAAAAUAUGUGCAAUAUCUAAAAAAAAACAAUUUAAAAAAAAAAUCAGAUAAACAUACAAGCAGGAUCUCUAUUAAAAGGCCACGGGGGAAAUACUCAGGACUUGGCAAUAAGCACCAAUAUUAUACAAUUUGUGUAGAAUAUGGUAAAACCACAAUUUUUAUUCAAAGAUCAGAACUUCUGAACAGCGGUUAUUCUGUCUGAAUUAAAUAAUCAGUUACUAUGUAUGAAAUCAUAAGACCCAAGGAAUAUACACUCUCUGAAUGUUCUAAAACUCUAUGGCCUUGUGCAUGUCGGAAAACUUGGUUUGUACGAAAAAUUAAUUUUGGUUUGUCCAAACCUCUUUACGUCCAUUGAUCCAGUUCAGACAAAAUUUGGUCCAAUAUUUUCAGUUCAUUUUAUGAUUCAGACAAAUCAAAUUGCACAAACCCUUUCUUCAUAUUUCAGAUAUUUUGCUAAAUAGUAUCCUAAUUUGGUAUAUAUGGGAUUUACAUGUUUAAGGAUACCAAAUAAGGAAGCUAGCUACUAAACACAACAGUUCCCUAAUUUGGCACCCUUACAUAAGGAACAUAAUACAAAGACUGUUCCAGCUUACAUAAGGAACAUAAUACAAAGACUGUUCCAAUCACACUUUUAAAAUACCUGCCAAAUUACAUGAGGUACAAAUAAUGUGUACUAUCAAGUCUGCUGAUUUAUGUACAUGGACAGAUGUACACAAUUCAUAAAAGAGUGAGGCAAUAAAAUAUCUCAUGCCAAGAUCCCUUUAUCAACGUACCAGGGAGAAGGACAGAACAAAAAACCCACACAAGGGUUAGGGAUCUUCCGAUAUAAUUUUUCCAGAGCCGAAUCCCAUACAAAUUAUCGGUCGCCUUUCAGGCCAAUGAUGAUGACUGGUGCUGAUAUUUUGUACAUCUAUUGUUUUCAAAAAGUAAUACAAUUUGUACACAAAUCUGGCAUUAACAAAACAUGGUGACAGCAAUCAAGCUCUUAUCAUUCUCAGGCAGCCAGCAUGUACAGUGCUGUUACUGAUAGUGCGGUUGCUGAGCUCCGUGUGCGGGACUCACAGAAAGGAGUAAUGUGAGGUCACGACCUGGCGCUUCUUUGGCUGGUGGCUAGUGUUUUCGGAUGAAGAAGGCAGCGUGUGGUGAUAGGUAAUAUUGGUAAAUCGCAAGGCCUAUACCAAUUAUCGGUAAAAUGCUGAGUAUCGGCUCUAAUAAUCAGCGGAACAGAUAAUUGGUGUACCCCUAGUAAGGAUACCAAUUAUGUGAAUUCGUCCUAAUGAACAAAUACUUCUACUAUGCAGUUAGGGAAUUCGGACAAAUGGCUGAGUAUGCCAAUUUUCAUUCAAAUCGCGGUUCAGACAAAUUUGAAUGCUCAACUCUACAACCAUCCCCAUCAAAACAUUAGACUACCUUAAAGCAUAGUAAUUAAAAAUAAUAUCCCAGGAGGGAUCAGGUAGGUUCCAAAUAAUGUAUGUCUACCUGGUCCACAUGUAAUUUUCUUGGUGAAGGUAAAGUGGGUUGCAUAAGUUAGGGUAGGGCUGUCAGACCUUGAAAAACCACUAAAGAUUUAUAAGAGCUUAGAGAGUGCCCUACAUAGAAGAAACUAUAUCAGAAAAGGGACGCAGAACAGGUGACCACACUGUAACUCUAAACCUGAAAAGGAUUAGGUCGUCUUUGGUUGAGCGAGGAUUGGCUGCUCUGAAGCAGAGAUCAGUUGAUGGUUAACGCAGGAAGAGUCUGAUCGCUAUCAAAGACGACAUUCACGGAUAAAUGGUAAUGUGAUAACUUGCUAAGGGAUACAGUGCAUCUGGAUUUAUAACAUUUUAUCACUGCCCACAUUUAGUACAGGUCUGGAAAAAUUAUCAACAAGGUUAUCCAACCGAAAGAGUAAGUUACUAGACCCAGGAAGGAAACUUUUAUAGCAGCUGAGCAGAAUUCUAUACCCCUCUCCUAGAUUUUCAUACUGGUCACAGGUGAGUGCUCUAGUGUUGAAUAUUCCUGGGGGAGUGCUUGUAUUUAUCAUUAAGUAAAUUUUAUAAAGCUUUGCCUUAUAGGACAAUGCUGUUUCUAAAUUGGUUAGGUUUAGUAAUUGGGUUUGAGAGUGCAGAGAACUUCACAAGCGUCCCCUAUUUUGAAAGUCUGCAUUUUUUAAGGUAGACUGUACACACUUGACCAACUUAAUUGUAUUGAAUUAGGCUUGCAGUCCUCACCUGGCCCACACCCCCCAAAAUCCUUUAUUUCACUAAUUAGAGGACUUGGAAGUGAGGCUUCAGAUCUCUAAGCCCUCUGGAUUUGAGAGCCAGGAAUCUUACUUCCGGGUGUGAAUACCAUGACGUCAUGUGCAUAGGCGCAGUGCCAUCACGGACGGCUGUAGAGAAUCAUUGUAUUUAAUGAUACUGUAUGGCAGGAUCUUAAGUGCAUUGGAGCAAGCGCCGCGCAUGUUCCCAGUGCUCCUCUGUUAGGGAUGAAGCAACCCGACAAUUUGGUUGCGGUAACACCAAGGGAGACUUUGCACUGGAGAAUUUAUUUUUUAUUUUUUUUGAGGAAGGCAGAUAUAAAUUGUACAUGCACAGGGGCACUUACUGGUGAGUUUGCUGGACUGAAAAUCAAAUCUGGUUUUCCCAGUUAUGUUACCAAUGCUCUAGCCAGCCAAUAUAUUGGCUGUUAAAGCGGCACUGUCCAAUCCCCAACUCCCAAAAAUUACUUUUUCAAAAAAAUUUAAUCUUGAUGAAUUGCAAAAUCUAGAGCAAAAAAGUUGCAAAUGGGAGGAAAAUGUACAACCUUAUUUGCCUAAAUUACUCACUACAUUUUACUGUUGACUGAAAAAAAUCCUCAAUUUGAACUUCUCCCAGCAUGGUAUUCUCCACUAUUGUAUGAAGAUAUAACUGGCUAUUUAUAUUUAGUUUCUAAGCAAGAAGCUUUUGUCAUAGGUAUUGCAGAAACCGAUGAGCUAAAUGUAGUUUAACCAGCCUUCCCACUCAUGCAAAAAAAGCAUAGGGUAGGGUUGAAUUGACAUCUGUUGUAGUAAUAAUUGCCAUUUUAAAGCAACCCCUAAUUGGGAAAUGUGGUCAGAUUUGUACUGUCGAAAUAACUUCCCCAUGUUACAAACAACAAAACUGCAUUAAUAUAUUACAUUAUUUAAUCUCAUGGGAAACGGGCAUAGACUGAGAACACGUUUUUCUUUCACACCCAUAGGUUCUCCUUUAAGCUGCUAAUUAAGUAAAUCAGUUCCCAGACAAAUGAGCUUUAAGCAGCAACCUGUAAACUGGGAAGAGACGGUAAAUGAAUCAUUAGGCGGCCUUUGAGGGUAAACGACUGCCUUCAAAUCUAAAAGAGCAUGUAAGUAAGGUGUUAAUCAAAACCUGCAAUGUACAAACAUAAAAUAGCAUGCAAUGUAAAAAUAGAGAUAUCGGUGGCCCCCAGUUUUGUCUCAUGAGACCAAAGUUCUAUACUUAAAGUGACACUAUAGUGAACAGAACUACAGCUUAUUGUAUUUGUUCUGGUGAGUAUAAUCAUUCCCUUCAGGCUUUUUGCAGCAAACACUAUGUGUUUCAGAGAAAAUUUACACUUACAGCCUAGGGAUACCUCCACUGGCCACUCCUUAGGUGGCUACUAGAGAUGCUUCCUGGGGCAGUGCUGAACAGUGAGUAGCACUGCCAUUCAGUAUCUCCACCCUCUGCAUGGAGACACUGAACUUUCCUUAGAGCUGCAUUGAUUCAAUAAUCUCUGUGAGGAGUUGCUGACUGGCCAGGGCUGUGUUUGGCUUGUGCUGGCUCUGCCUCAAUCUGCCUCCUUGAUAUGUAAAAGCAUUGUCAUUGGCUCAGAAAAACACUUCUGAUGAUGUCUGCCAAUCAAGCAGAUCAGGGGCAGAGCCAGCAGCUGCAGACUUGAACAAAAGUCAGAUUAUACUAUAGUAAGGGAGGACAGGGCGGCUAGAUGGUGGUUUUAACACUAUAGUGUAGGAUAUACAUAGCCAACCCUAUAGUUCUUCUUUUACUGAGCAGCAAAGGAAGACAAAAUGGAUGACUUGGUCCUCCCUUUUAUAGGAUUGGAGUUAUUCUGAUUUGGUUUAUUUGUUACUUUGAAUGUAGUUGUUCUGAUAUAACAUUUUUUUUUUUAAGUCUACUGAUUUUUCUAAUAUUUCUUUUCUGCUGAGAGAACUAAAGAAAGAGUGUAGUGUAAUAGGAUUCUCCAUGUGUUUAAUAAAAUUCGUAACCAACUCAUAGACUUACAAUAUGUAUUGGAAUGCAGGCAGUGACAAGUAUGAAAGAGAUAGCCCUGAAACGUGGACUGUAUAUGAAGUGUCGGAUAACCAAAAAAUGAGAAGUCUUUGAUUUUUGUUUUUCAUACAAAAUGUCUAAUUGGCUCUUGCUUGUACAAAUCACGUUGUUCCUGCUUUCAUCGCUGAUCUCUCAAAUUGCCAUCUCGUAAUAUUGUGAUAGAUAAGCAAAGUAAAAUAAAGAUGUUUGUGAAUUAUGUUUAAAUAUAGGCUGGCUGUGAUUCCUGGGAAAUGUAGUGUCAACGUUAACCAUCAGUGUUCUUGUACAAAGUAGAAGCAUUGUCAAAGUUAGAGUAAAACGAGCUGCCGUAUUGAUUUCAUAACAGAGUACAAUUUACUUUGCUCAAAGACUCAUGUUGCUGUAUAAGCAGAUAAUAAUUUUUAUCAAAUAAUGCAUGCAACACAACCCAAUACCGAACUAUCAAUUGCCUUGUUAUAAAAAUGCUUGUUUCAAACUACAUUUUUGUAGUCUGUUACAAAAGCAAAAUUUCUGUUCCCAAAUCAUGAGUGAUGUUGCCAAAGUUACCUCUGUUGUAGUCUACUAGAAAAUGACAACUCUCGUAAAAAAAAGUUGUGUUUUUUUAUCAGUUAUGUUGCUGACCUUUAUUAUUAUUAUUAUGUUAUUGUUAUUAUUAUUAUUAUAAUAAACAGACCUUUGCUGUAGUCUGCUAGAAAAGUAUUGCUCCUUGUGAGAAAGUAUUCCAUACCUUCUACAUUCUCAAACGUAUCAAUGAUGCAGUCUGCUACAAAAGAAAAAAACGGCUUCCAUUUAUUUGUCAGCCUUUAUUGAUGUACUUUGGAUAAUUACAAACACACAAAAAAAACAAGUAGGCUGGUGGCAGGUGAACCUACAUAGUAAAUGGAAGUGAAGGUUGCCUAAUUUGGAUGCUAAAUAUCCUUUCCUGCCAGAAAUCCGACAUAGAUGCAAUAGCUCCCGCUUCUCUAACAUGUGUGGGAUUGCCAAGUGCUUUGCCAGUUAAUUGGCAAAUUGUGAUGUACGGAUCAGUCUAUGAACUUUCCCUUCAUUAAUGAAAGUAUCUAAUUUGAUUCUCAUGCAGAAAGCUCUCCUGCAAAUUGCAAACAAAAAAUACAUUCUGUUCCGAUACCUUGAGCUUACUGCACUCGUGAUGACCAACGUUCUUGGCCGUGCCUCGCAGUUUAACCUCUUCCUUGCCAGGAGUAAUAGAAAACCAUUAAGAUAGUUUGGCCGUGGAUAAAGCUUCAAAGAAGAUUUUUUUUAAAUUGUUUUUAAUUUUUAUAAAAUACGUUCAUGCCCUAAAAGGAAAGCUGACUUUUUUUUUAUUUUUAUUUUAUUUUUAAUUUUGUUGACCGAGUGAAAAGCAGGUUAUUAUCGGUAUAAUAAAAUGGGUACACUUUUGCAAUUAGUUUGCACCUCCAAUUUCAAUUUAGAGAGUUCACAUCUGCACAUCAGUUGCAAUUCAGUUGAGAUCCAGGGUGGAACGAAUGGCCAAAGGAGAAAGAGAAGGCAGUAAAAAGGGAGAGACGGGUGUGGAAAGGGGAUGGACGUAAAGAGACUAUUGAAAAAAGAACCGUGCAGGAAAAUGAAGGCAUUAGAGGCUGGGAGAGAAAUGGCACAAAAAAAGAGGAAGCAUAGGAAUGAAUUCAUAGACAUUAGGGUGGAGGCAAUGAGGAAGCUACAGAAGGCGUGACAGUGUACCGAAGGAGGAGUAAAAAUGAUUGGUGGUAGGGAUGGCCAGAGACCGGGAGAUCGAUAAUGAAAGAAAUUUUAGGUAAACCAAUGAAGACAGUGGGUGGUGGGAAUGAGUAUAGGGAGGACAAAACAGUCAAGGUAAGCUUAAGGUUAAGUAAAGAGGGUGUUAUUGACUCAUGCACACCCACCCAAAGAACCCAGUGCAAACAGAACAGAAUGGAGACAUUGUGAUGAAAAGAUUUGAUGCAGGCUAGGUAAGAAUCGGGAGGUGGAGAGAAAAAACCCCAUAAAGAUCAGAGAGUGAGACAUACAAGAGAUGCAGUGAUACACAGAAUGCAGUAUACGGAGAGAACAGAUUGAAAGGUGAAAAAAAAGGUUUGUUCAAUUUCAGGUCAAUUGCUGCCAAGCUAAUCCAAUGCCAGUCUGUGCCAGUGUGCGACCUACGUUUAUCUUCUCUGGACUCUCCUUUGUUCUUUUCCGUUGAGAUGGAGUGUCCGAAAGGGAGGGGGAGGAAGGAAAGAAGGGCCGCGAAAAUGCAACGCCGCCUCCAGUGUCAUGGCACAGGGCCCAAAGCCUCUUCCCCCAUCGGUCAGCUUGUAACAUGGCCGUUCCCUUUCUGACAGUGUGUGUGUGUGUGUGUGAGAGAGAGACUGGGAAAGGCUGGAGAGGCAGGGACUUGGAGGCAGCAAUGAAUACAGUCGAUGAGAUAAUUGAAGACAGCAGUGUAAAGAUAGCCUUUUCUUCUGCAGUAAUUAAGGGCCUACUUUAUUUUAAUGGCGAAUAUGCCAAGUGGCGGAGAGUGAGCAGUACCCGUAUUCCCUUGAAACAUGUUUCUCGAUUUAGAUACCAUAGGCAACAGCAAAACCAUUUUACAGCAGUGUUUCAUUCAGAUGCAAAAGCAACACAUUGGGUAACUCUGCACAUGGAUACACUAUUUACACUGCAGAUCAGUGAUUCUUUAUAAUUUAUAACUACACCACAGACUGAUGUUAGAAUGCUAUUUUCCCAAUCACAGGUACACAAACUGCCCAGACUUGCCACCAGCCCGGCCGCCACACAGCAUGUCUCUGCUUCACGUCCUCAAUGGUACGUAUUCCAAGUCCCACAUAAUUUAAGCCUGCUCUGACAUUGUGUCUUGUCUGUAUAACGUAGAUAUACUGCUGGUUGCCAUAAACCCGUAGAUCCGAACUUGUGCUGUGCCCCUCUCACAAGCUCGAGUGUGCGGGUCUGUGUCGGCUUGGCUACGGCGGCAUGACGUUUGCAGAAUAUGUAUUGGUAAAAUUAAGAGUUACUGCUUGUUUAUUUUCAUCUUUCUUUCAGGGUUCUAUGAGUUUUCUGAUGGGGCAACUGAGGUUUUGGGUCUUCUCCUGCAACUGGCUGGUUGUUUCUUGGUAUUUUUCUGCUUACAUCCGCAGUUUUUUUGUUUGUUUGUUUGUUUGUUUGUUUGUUUCUAGUGCUUUUGUCUGUGCUUCCAUCUUUGUUCAUGAUGAUCAGAACUUCUGUUCUUCCAGUGCGUACCAUGGUAGACAUAUUUUUCAGGUCUGCUAUUGGUAAUCCACCACAAGAUCAUAAGGAGGUGAAAGCAAUUACCUGGCACCAAGUUGUUGUGGAUCACAUUUGUUAUGAUCCUCAGCCAGACAUCUGACUGCCUGAGUAUCACCCGAAAGGUAUACACAACAGCUUGCGUGCCAAAGGUUUGCCAUCACCUCCACAGGAUAUCUGGGUUGUUGCUUUCUCAUGGUCUGUUCUGUGUUGCUAUUGCAUAAUGGUUUCUGUAAAUGCUUUUUUGAUUGUCAUGAUGUUUCCUCUGAGUGGUCUACGCCGCAGAGGGUUCUGGUUCCUUUCGUGUCCCGACCAGUGGGCUCCAGGUUGAGGUAGUAGGUUGUAUAGUUGAGGAUAACACCAAAGGAGAUAACUGUACAGCCUCCUAUCUUUCCCUGGGGUUUCGCCAUGACAACAGUGAUGGAACUCAAAAAAUGACCACGGUAAAAUGGUAACAAGGUGCAAAGAUUUCUGUGCAGAAUAGGACGUUAAUAAGCAAGUGACUGUUUAAUGUAUGCACGUACUAUUUUUAAGAAUGUAAAAUGACUGCUAAGUGUUUACGUAUAGAAGACAAAGUCAAGAAGGGGAAGCUGUUAUUUAUAGUUUGCAGGUGAAACAGAAGAUAAAGUGGGGGGGAAAUGUUAACCACUAACUUUGAGCAUAUUUUAAAAAUAAAUUGUAAUGAGUCAUGUCCUUAGUUUAUUGCUAAUAAUUUGAUAUAUAGACUUGACCAGAUAAAUCGGUGUUUAUGCAGUAUUACUGAUUCAUGUCUGUUAAGUAAAGAGAGGUUCCUUUGCAAGUUAUUGGAAGCUGCUAUGACAUAGCUCAACACCAAGUGGUUUCUCAACUUCAGGCUGAAUACAUCUACAUCAGUGGUUCUCGAAGUAUUAAAGCACCAAAACCACUUUGUUGAUUUGAAGUGGUUGCUCGUGGUGUCUGUAUGUGCAGCCUUUUGCUAUGAAAUGCUGCAUAUGGAGAUAAACCACACUGCUGCCUCGGGUGUAACUCUACAUCCGGCAGCUUCAUGAAGAGUUCCGGGCUGACUAAUAUCAAUUCUGUGCAAAAUUGGUGUCUGAUACCAGCACGCACUGCUUACUGGCACCAGAUAGCCAACGACUGCCCACCCUCCCUUCAGCCCUCCAAUUCCCCACAUUAGCAGAGGAAGAGCGGCUGUGCAGGAAAACAGACCUUGUUGUUUUUUGUUUAUUUUUUUUCCAUUGGAUGGGGUGGAAAACCACAGCAAUGGUAACUAGAACCAAAACCAGUGCUGUAUAAAAAUACUUUUUAUUUUUGGUUGGUUGGAGUAACCCUUUAAGCUAGUUUGUAUGGACCGACCGUCAAAUGAUCCCAUACGUUUUUUUUUAUGUAUAUGUCAAGAAAACAUGGGCAGUGAUGGUUUGAGAAGUGCUAGCAGCAUCACAGCAAAGAAGAGCAGACCUGGGAUACUAGUACACCAGGUGCUGUUAAAAAAGACAGGUGAUCUAUGAAAUUUAUCUGUGGUGCUGGACUGGUGUGAAUUAAACUGACCCAUACCCUGUCUGGUUACUCAUGGCAAAAUAGAGGUGAUUCACAGCUUUUUUCAGACCUAUGCAAACUACAAUGAGAAAAUAAAUCCAAGGCACACCUACGUUUUUUGUUUUUUUUUAUCUUCAUCAGCAGCUUGUAAACAUCACAUUCACUUCAAUCCUAACUAGAAAGAUAUGCAGACUUCUAGCCAAGCCGACAUAUUAGUUUGUAUUAAUUGCCAGAUGGGAAUCCCAAUGUUAACGCUGACACUUAUUAAAAACACAUUCUAAGAACGUGCAUUCAGCCUCACAGAGUCACAAAGUCAAUGUGCUCGUGGCACAUACCACGACAUAGCGUGCCAUCUCGAUAUCGAUAUUAUUAGGUCUGUGGCUGUAACCCCUAUCUCUGGAUCCAAAGUGGGGGGUCUCCCAGUGCAGGUUUGAGAGAACGACUAUGCAAGUGUUACUUUACUCUGCAGUGUCAGUCAUACUCUGUCACUUUUCCAGACGGCAGAUGAUGAUUUUUUUUUUUUAUUGUUUUGUGCCUUUCCCACCAUGCAGUUUGAGGCUGUAUGAUAUUUCAGUCCCUGUGUAGUUCACCCACAGAGCUGUCACAACUCCUCGUUCCUGCUGCACCCCCUGCUGUUGCAGUGCUAACCGCACAAUGAUCUGUCACUAGACUCCAGUCCUGCAGCGGCCCCUGCCGUGCAAGUACUAAGCAUAUAUAGUGCAGUCAAUAUAUCCUUCCCACUACAGUGCCCCCUGCUGUUCCUACAUUAACCAUACAAAGUACAUCUGCUAGGUCUCAGUCUUACAGCUCCCCCCAGUGGGGCAGGUAGAGUAUUGUUGUUAUAUCUGUUAGUGCUGCCAGUCUAUCAACAAUAUUCGGGUCAGUCAUAAACACACAAAGAUGGUUAGAACACACGUCUACACUGAAAUAUAUAUAAGCAACAUAUAGGAUAAAGGUAACAGUUUCAAUGCUGGUGGCUUCGACCUAUGAUAGCUUGCUUAUAGGGAACAUCAGUUGAUAGGGAAGGAGUUAUGACAUCUGGGUACCUAUAAAUAUAAUGUGCAAAUAUGUCUCAAUCCAAAGGACAAAUCUUGCAUAAAAACAGCUUUCUUGUACUGGAGAAACAAUGAAAUUAUGUUUUUACGUUCCAUUUUUUUUUUCUUUUUAAUAUCGUUUAUCGUUUUGUGUGUACCCUCCUAAUUGCAAAAAUGGAAUAUUCUAUGUGCUUUUCUUUAUAUAAACAUGUACAUCUCCUGUCCUUUGGAUAGAGAUACAAAUAGUUAUCAGCAUUAAAGUAUAGAAAUCCAUGCCAAAUGAUUCAGGCACGUAUCUGUCUAGACACAAGAAAAAUCUGGAGCUAGCUUUACAGCCCCGAUAGCGAGAUUUCAAUUUUUUUAUUUUAUUUUGUUUUAUUAUUAACAGUCGCACAAAUAUCAAACGGAAAAAAAGACAUGUGCGGCACAUUUACAAACAGGCUUAAUAAAGAGCAAAAAAUAAUUUUGGAAACAGACUGCGACUGUCUGGAAGUGUGUACUCAAUCUCAAUAAUAAAACGGGGCCAGACGUGCUGUACUGCCAUCUUUGAUACCCAUUAACAAUUCAGCCUGCGCACACACAAUGCUAGGGCACACAGGUGCCACACAGGUACCCAGGCACACAUACAUAGUCCAAGCUAUUGUACUUGUAAGUGUUGGGGGCCAUAAUGACCGGCGAUCCUUUGUUUUGGAAACCUAUAUGAGAUAAGUCCUAUUCCUUUUUCGCUGAAUGACAUUACACCCUUUGCGUUCCAUACGAACUUAUAUAUAAAAGCAGCUACAUUCUCUACUGCAAUAUAAAUAGAAGGGUUAAUUGUAUUAGGAUCAACACUAUAUAUCCCCCAUCUAAUUUAAAUUCUCCAUUCUCACAUUUUGCCACCCUGCUUUCUGCAAAGCACCCCCACCCCCCAUACUCAGCCAGUCUACUGCCCUAUCACCCCACACAGACACACACCCUCCCUUUCACUGUCUUGAGCCAGACAAGUUUAAUAAAUCCCCCCCAUCCUGAGCAGAGCCGCAUUGCGCUUUCUGCCUGUCUGGAAAUGAAAGGCAGCCCAGGGGCGGGGAGAGAGCAGGGGAGGGGAGGGAGGGAUGGAGCCAGAGAGAAUGGAGGGAGAGCAGAAAGGGGGGGAAGAGAGAGAGAGAGAAUAGCUAUAGAAGGGAGGAAGAAGGAAGAGAGAAUGGGCAGAGAGACAAGGAAAUUAGAGAAAAGCAGAAAAAGGUAGGGAAGGAGCUGCUGGAAUAGAUUACUAUAGAUUUGUAGAGCAAAUCGGAACGGAAUGUAGCUGAAUAUGAAAUGGAAUAAUUCGUAAUGUAUGCCUUUAAUAUACAGAGAAGGUGAGAUGGCAAUCUCAGGCAGCUAACAAAGCAGAGUUAUUGACAAAGGGGAAGGGAAUCGGAGUAAAAUGGGAGGGUGGGGAGGAAAAAGAUCGGAAGGAUGCAAUUGUGACUGUUGCAGCGAGACGUAGGGAUGGAAAAGUAAAAUAGAUGCGAGAAUCGGCAGUGAAAGGUGGGAGAAGUAGGAAAGGCAGCAACACAUGAAAGGAGAGUGAAGACAAAAGACAAAGGGGUAUUCGGAAGGAGAACAGCAGGUAGAGAAUGGACAAAGGUAGAGAAGGUGCGAAAGAGCGAAGCGUGGACGGGGGUUGGGACAUGGAGUAAAAAAUAAUAAUAAAAUGACUGAGAUAAAAACAUUCAAAACUAAAGAGGGCUUUGAAAAUAGAAAAAGUCAAAUGGAUGAAAUGUCAGGAAAGGAUUGUAACAUAAGGGGGCAGGCAGGACAGUAGUGAUGGAGAAUUGGGGGGAAUGGAUGUGUCUGGGUAACAGGUGCAGCGAGAUGCAAGGCGCCACACUUUUUUUCCUCGGUUUCCGAGGCCUGCAAUGCUUAGAGCCGCAGAGAUGCAGCGAGCACUGAUAUGCUACCUGUUACAGAGGCAAUGGAGUGCAUUUUGCUAGACACAUUGCACAGCAGGAUGCAAGGCUCUGUUGCCAGGUUUAUGGGAGGGAGAAAGGGUGAGAGUGUAUGUGAGGGCAGAGGGGAGGGAGGGCAUGGAACAGCCUCUCUGGUGACGCUCCCUCCUCACAGUCAGAGGAUGAGAAGACAGACAGCAAACAGGCUGCUCGAGGUCAGGUACUGAGCCUGAAUCGGCUGCAAUGAGUGUCAGUGUGUACGUGAAGCCGAGUGUCUGUCGGUUUAUCGUUUGUGUGAUACAUGGCUGUGCAAGAAAUUACACUGGAAGGUCUGUCUUGGCGCUGGUCUUUAUGACUGUCUGAGAAAGGAAUGGGUUUUUUGCAAUAUCCAUUUGUGCUUGCUGGUUUUCAUUUUAUUUUUGUUUUAAUUCUCAGUAUUGUCGUUCUGUAUAUUAGUAGAGAUUUCGUUGUAUAAGGUCACACUUGAUGUUAGAUAUGUCUGUGUGCAUGCGUCCGUCUAACGAUAUACACUGUCUGGCUUAAUGUGCAUGUAUGUUUUUGAGCAGUGAUUCCAGUCUAGCCAUGUGUGCUACACUAUAUAUCAUAUUAUUGUGGCAUCAGCGGCUUGCCCUGUUUUAGUCUGUAAUCCUUUGUGUGCCUGAGAGAGCCAUUUUGUAAGUGUUGUUUAGAUGUGUCAUCCCAGACAGUCGCUAAAGAUCUUUUUCCAAAUCUUGCUCAGAUUGUUGCACUUUUCAAGCUGGUAUACGCGGAUUUUGUCUUUUUGUUUUUUUAAAUACGUUUUUGGAUUGCUUCUUGUACAUUCACUGUGCACCUGUCUGUUCAUCUAUCACUAAACAUAUAGAUAUAGAGCGAGAGAUUCUUAACAAAUCUAUACAGUUCGCUGCCAUCCGCCUGUCUAUAAACCUGCCUGCAUAUCUAGGCAUAUACCCGCCUGCUGAUCUGUCCAUCUAUUCAUAUACCUGUCUGCCCAUCUGUCUAUAUCCCUACCUGCCUAUCUCUGCACACAGACGCUCUACCAUCUAUCCAUAUACCCAUUUACUUGUCUAUGUAAAACUCUGCAUGUUGAUAUAGAUCGAUAUAAGAAUAUCUGACUGUCCAUCUAUCCAUGUACAUUUCUGCAAAAGAUAAAUCACUACCAGCUGUCAUUUACUUGUGUCUUUCUUAACCAGAGUUCAUUUGUCUGCAGGUACAUGUUUCUCUACCAGUGUGUCAGACAAGGUGUGUCUACAGUCCAGCCAUCCAAGUGUGUAAACUUGUGUUCGUCUGUGUGCCAGUCUUCAUGUGCACUCACUCAUUCUCAGCUGCAGAUGCAUAGCAGCAUACAAGUAUUCGAGAAUGUCAUUUUGAUUCUUUUUAUUUUUUUAUUUUUUUUAUGCCAGUAUGCCUACCAUUGUCUGCCACCCUUGUUGUCAAUCAAUAUCUGUGUUUCUGUUUUUAGUUAUUAUGUACCUUGUUUAAAUGUAACUGUGCAUUAACUGAUCCCUGUAUUUUAAGUCUGUAUUUCAGUCUGCACAUUGGCUUUUAUCUUGAAUAUAGCUGUACUACCAGUUCAUUAGGAUAUCGAAAAUGCAAUUUGUUAAUUCAUGUAAUUGUCUUGGAGCUAAGUGAGCAUUAUCGCACAAACUCUCAUUGACACAAUCGGUGUUAAUCAAACGACUUUAAUUCAGUACAUCUCGUAUUCCUGCUAACUAAUGACUGGCGGUCUGAAAAGUUCUGCAUUGUAUGUGUCUGUGGCGCACAUGUGCAUGUGUGUGCAUGCAUGCGCUUGAUGUGAUAUGUAUGGUAACCAGUAGCCAAUCGCUGAGAGAUGCGUAUAUCAGACAGCAAGAAUGAUGCCUAAGUCCCAAGUCAGAUUAAGAUGAAAAAUUAUGGCUCCAGGCCACCUAUGUAUGGUUUCCCAAUACCACUCCCUAAAUUUCAUUAUAGCACAGACAGGAUAGAGAGAGACCCGGGCUGGACACAGAAUGCGCAGGUCAGCAGCCUUGCUCAACAGUGAUUCAACAGAAGAUAUUUCAUAGAAUCUUUAUUACAUUACAUGUAUAAGAAACAAUGUUAGGUUUUUUUUUGUCACUGUAGGAAAGCAUUACUAAAAACAUUCAACUGAGGUAAAUCGCUGCGCAAGCAACUUUACAAAGUAAAAAAUCCAUUUAGUAAAAAUAUCAGGUUUCAUUUGCUUAAACUUAAAAAUACACUUAUAUAAGAUUUUCAGUACAGUUGAGUUUGUCCAUCUUACAUCUCGAAAAUGACUACUGUAGGGGCUUAAUGCUCUCUCAAUGUGCUUUUUGAUUUGACUAAUUUCAUUAUGUGUUUCUUAGUGUCUUGCGCUAUUGUUCUGGGAGACAUCGUCGAGGACCGCCCAUGUAAUGAGGUAAGAGUUACAUCUAUUACAAAAAAAAAAAUGCAUCCUCGCCUUUCAAUGUCAGCUGUAGCAGGGGGUUGAUAAUCGAUGGCAUAGUUUAGUAGCUAAACCGAUACUUUCAAACCAAUAAAUGGAUAGAUCAGUUGACUUCUACAUAUUAUUAUUUUUUUUAUUAUUAUUGCCAUUUAUAUAGCGCCAACAGAUUCUGUAGCGCUUUACAAUAUUGUGAGAGGGGGGAUUUAACUAUAAAUAGGACAAUUACAAAAAACUUACGGGAACAAUGGAUUGAAGAGGACCCUGUUCAAUCGAGCUUACAUUCUAUACAAGGUGGGGUGUAAAACACAUUAGGACAGGUAUUCGGAGCAUGUAAUUUAGGAUUCAAUGCUGCUCGCCUACUGGGAUUUGUCAUGCUCUGCCACAUUCACACGCUUUACAGAAUACAUUGAACUAUCUGAAGAGAGAUUUAGAGCUCUAAAUUGCUUUAGGCACAUAUAUAUGUCUUUCUUUACAACACUGCUCAAAAGUAAAAAAAAAUCUGCUUGUGUGGCCAAUAUAACUUUAUGUUCGAUCUCUUCUUUUUAUGUUCUAUCCCCUUUAAUAUAGUUUAUUACUUAAAGAACCCGUAUUGUGGCAUUAACUUCCUAGGUAGCAACAUGGAAAGUCCCCCGGUUCUUAUAACUAAAGUUUGGUUGGGUUAAUCGGUUUAAGGGUUAACAUAGAAACAUAGAAUGUGACGGCAGAUAAGAACCAUUCGGCCCAUCUAGUCUGCCCAAUUUUCUAAAUACUUUCAUUAGUCCUUAGCCUUAUCUUAUAGUUAGGAUUGCCUUAUGCCUAUCCCACGCAUGCUUAAAUUCCUUUACUGUGUUAACCUCUACCACUUCAGCUGGAAGGCUAUUCCAUGCAUCCACUACCCUCUCAGUAAAGUAAUACUUUCUGAUAUUAUUUUUAAACCUUUGUCCCUCUAAUUUAAGACUAUGUCCUCUUGUUGUGGUAGUUUUUCUUCUUUUAAAUAUAGUCUCCUCCUUUAUUGUGUUGAUUCCCUUUAUAUAUUUAAAUGUUUCUAUCAUAUCCCCCCUGUCUCGUCUUUCCUACAAGCUAUACAUGUUAAGAUCCUUUAACCUUUCCUGGUAAGUUUUAUCCCGCAAUCCAUGAACCAGUUUAGUAGCCCUUCUAAAUGCCGCAUUCCACAAGUUGUUGCACUUUCUCAAAAUGUAAAUCCUCCUCCCAUCCCCCCCCCCACACGUGACAAUUAAAAUAUAACUCACAGCUUCAUUAACAGAUACCUUCUAUCUGAAUCUAUGAUGUAACAUUCCGUAUGCAUUCUGUAAUAAACUGCUUAAAGAUUGCAAGCAGUAUAGGCAACCUCGCUAUCGCCAACUGGUGCAAUUUCCAUCACUUAUUUAAUAAGGGCUGAGCAGUGAAAAGUGACUCAGUGACAUUAGCCAAGUUAUUAACUCUAUUCAUUAACGUUCUGCAACUCUGUCCCUGUGGAUCCUAAAACAGCCAUCAGAUAUAGUAGAUAUUUUAUUUUAAUAAUCGGUAGUACUUAAAUCGCAGCUCACCUUGCAUCAAUCAUGGUGUAGUUCCUUGCUAUGGAACCAAUACAUUACCAAGCCAUAUGCGGCUUAAAUUUUGCUCUUGAUAACAUACAUGCUCCUGUACACUCGAACUGUUUUACAAGUCUACAUUAAAAAAAAAGAUUAGAUUCUGUGAGUAAACUGAUCAGAUAUUGCUUAGUUCUAUAAACAACUCUUUACUCUGCCAUGAUCGCGAUUGCCACAAUGUAAUAUCACUGUCUCACGCACUACAAUGAAAUAUAUCACAAUUAUGUCACUGCACUAAGAAUCCUAUUACUGCAUUGAUUCUUGCAUUGAGUUGAAUAAUGACUUUCUAGGCCUUCUUGCAAGCUGCCUGUGGGGCGUAUACAGGAGAUUAG